Messenger RNA from Anguilla rostrata (American eel), 8876 nucleotides. It is a transcript of the gene scn4ba, whose product is annotated as sodium channel, voltage-gated, type IV, beta a. Gene Ontology annotation, cellular component: plasma membrane; voltage-gated sodium channel complex. NCBI's taxonomy places the organism in Eukaryota, Metazoa, Chordata, Actinopteri, Anguilliformes, Anguillidae. Gene Ontology annotation, biological process: regulation of sodium ion transmembrane transporter activity; cardiac muscle cell action potential involved in contraction; regulation of ventricular cardiac muscle cell membrane repolarization. Gene Ontology annotation, molecular function: transmembrane transporter binding; sodium channel regulator activity. The transcript has 5 exons. The coding region runs from base 445 to 1146 and encodes 233 amino acids. The record is from RefSeq and is a predicted model, not a curated record.
ACCGGAGCUUUUUCCUCCCUCGCUUCCCCCUCUCUCUCUCUCUCCCUCCCGCUCCUCACGUCCCGAAGGGCUGAGAGCUCGCUUCACGCUCCCCCUCUCUCCCUGCCUCUGCCUCCGCCUCCCGGCUCUGAGCUCCUCUCCUCUCCUCUCCUCUCCUCUCUGCGCUGGAGGGUCUUCCGCAGGAUCGCAGCUGAGCAGCAAGGAGUCCUCUCUCGCUUUUUUUUUUUCGUCCUUCGGUCCACGUCCCGCCUCUCUCUGCGUCUCUCCCUCUCACUCCUCCUUCUCCUAUACACCUCCUCCCUCCCGCCCCUCCCUUACCCCACUCCGAAAACCGACUCACACCCAGAGGCACGCGGGGGCCAACAGGCUGACAGAGGGACAGCAAAGAGGAGCCCAGGACAGACAGACAUACAGCUGGACAGACAGACAGACAGACAGACGGACAUGGAGUCCCGGAGGAAUGGCGGGGCGGUCUUGCGCGGUCCUGCCCGGUCCAGCGACGUGGUCCACGCCGGAGUCACCGUCGUGCUGCUGUUCGCUGUGUGGUACGCUCAGGCGUUGGAGGUGUCGGUAGGGAAAGUCAACCACCUGGAGGCCAUGAACGGCAGCACCGUGCUCCUGCCGUGUACCUACAGCAGCUGCAUCGGCAUCAAGAACCUCUACUUCAGCUGGCAUUACAAUGACAACGGCACCAUGAUUAAGCUGUGCGAGGCAGUAAUUCAUAUUGAAGGGGUGGAGCCAAAUGUCAAGAUUUAUCACCCCAGGGUGGACUUUGUGGGCUCAACCAAGACCCACAACAUCUCCAUCCGGCUGUGGAACAUCUCCUUUGAGGACGAUGGCGAAUACAUUUGCUUCGCCCGUAACCCCAAAGAGAAGUAUCGCAACCACAGCGCCACCUACAGACUCUAUGUGGUAGACGAAUUGAAGGUGGUUGAUAACACCUUGACGGUCAUCAUCGCAUCUGUAGUGGGAGGGGUUAUCGGACUGAUCGUCUUAGUCAUGGUUCUGAAGGCCCUCAUCCUCUUUGGACUUCGCAAAGUCAAUGAGAAGAAUAAAGAGUGCCUUGUGAGUUCUACAGGGAAUGACAACACUGAAAAUGGCCUCACAGGAUCCAAAGCUGACAAUAAAGCAACACCAAAGGCAUGAGAACAUGCAUGUGCAUACGUAUGCACAUAUAUACACAUAUAUGUAUAUAUGUACAUAUAUACUAGGUAUGUACAAUAUAUAUUCAGACAUAUACAUAUAUACACACGUACGUAAGACCCUCUAUGGUACAAGCUGUGAAUUAUCCAUGAGUGGAUAUGGCACCUAUAUUUAGAAUUGGAAUUAAUGUUAAAAAAAGUAUUGAAUUUUUUGCAUUACAUUACUUAUUUGCUUAGCUGGAAUCCUGGCAGUCACGUUCAAAGAUUAUAUUUUUGUUUUCUGACACAUUAUCCACUUAGACAGUUCGUUGUUAGAUAUUUAAUUAAGCAAUUGAGUACCUCGCACAACCAUGUGCUGUGCACCAACUGAGGUUUGAGCCCUAACCUCUGAACCAAUCAGAACAUUGCACUGCUCUGCCCCCCUCUUGAGUUUGAGUCAAUCAUACGUACAGCGCUAGCUUCUGCCCGGCAAAGUCCAGUAUGAAAGCAUUCUGUCGUUUGGAAUCUUAACAAAGAGGCUUGUGCACCUGCUGCCAUAUUUUUGACCUUCGUCUGAACACAAAAUAACUUCAAUGUCAAGCUUCAUUGGUUGUGUGAGAGUGACUUUUCUUCAGUGUUUUCAGCUCAGUUUUUUUUCCAGCGACAUGGAAAAAAUGUUCAUUCUUUCAUGAGUCUUAAAAAAGCACAACCUAUUCUUUCAGCAGGGUCUGUGUUAAUUAUGAAUGUUAGCUUGGAUGUCAAACAAAUUGAGCACAUGUCAAAUGAGUGGCACUACAUUGGAUAUUGAAGAAAUCUGGACAAGACAAAUUUUGGUCAUUUGUGCAUGACAGUAUACCACAGGGGGUAUAUAUAUAUAUAUAUAUAUAUAUAUAUAUAUAUAUAUAUAUAUAUAUAUGCUUAGGUAUGUGUGUAUAUAUGUAUGUGUGUAUGUUAAAUAGGUGUAUAGAAAGAAUGAUACAACUAUGGACUGUUUUUUUAAAAAGAAUGGUAUAGAAAUAUAAUGGAAAGGUACUACAUAUAGAUAUGAAAAAUAUAUUACAUAUAUUUUACAGUAUGCUUGACAUCGGGGAACAUUAAUUGUGCCCUAUAUUCUUUGAACUGGAUUAGAUACACCCCCAUGACAACGCCAGCUGUAAACUGGACCCAAACCCGGAGUGAUGUGAACCUGACCAAACUAGAUUCAAAUUCCAUUUGCCGCUUCGUUGGGGCCUCGGCGAAACCCACCCUGGCUCUCUGCCACGAGGGGCCGAAACAUCGCUUCUCAAACUCCGAACACAAGUGGACUGGGUCUUGGCGACCGGCUGCCAUUCGCGUUGCCGGGGGAAACUGGCGACCCCUGGCUAUACUUGUACGCAGCUCAGGUUUAAUACUGGAACGCGCCGUGGUCACACUGCCAAGGUCUCCAAACGGCCGUAUACUAUAACACAGCGCAAGACGGAAAUCAAACACCCUGCUGAUCUUCCAGAUUUAGAGCAGGAUUUGGGGCGUCGCCUGUGAGGGUUGUGGGAACCGUAACCCCCGGGGAGCAAGAGGAACAGGGCGCCGUCCCGCCAGAGAGCCCAAGAUCACUGACAGGACCUUGCAGACUUAGGGCGUUCCAAGGAUUGCUAUGCACCCCCCAGUGCAGCUACUGCAAUACACACGGACAGGGAACUGCACUCAUAGUGUAGAAAAAAGUAUCGGAAAGCAGUACAAAAACGGGAGAUGAUUAUAUAAAUAUACUAAUAUACAGAUUGUGCCUGUGAGAUAUCUGUAGUUCAGUUUACCUGAUUUAAACACAUAAAAACACAGACGGUUUUUAUUCCACUCCACUGAAACACUGCACUGCGUACCGAUUUUAUGAAAAGCUGAGCUGCGUACAACUAUAGAAACAUCCGGAAGGUGGGGGCUGGGUGAGCAGAGGGACUGACAGUUGAUCUCAGUCCCCUGUACGAACCAAAAGAGCUCAGAUUAAAGGGAAGGGUUAUGGAAAUGGCCCAGAAAAGAGUCAUGGGGGUGUGGUUUGGAGUUGAAACCUCACUCACUGGUUUGCUUUAGAUGAAACACAGGUGCCUGUAAACGCUUAUAGCUCCCCCUGCCUUUGGGGAGGACUUUAACUGCUAUGGAAAAGUAAAACCUUUAGAAAACGCAUUUAAAAAAAAAAAAAAAAAUUAAAAUACAUAAAAAAUAUAUUGACAAUCCCCAGAAACCCCAAUCCCCAUAGAAACGAAUGAACUUUUAUGAUGCUGCUUCUAACAAUUAACCGAUGCAUUUUUUUAGCAUGUGAGAAAUUUUGUAUACUGUAUACAAGGCUUACCGCAAGACAGCUCUUCUUCUCUUGUUUUCCAGUGCCCCCUCUCCCCCAGCCCCCGCCCCUGCCCCCGCCCCCCCACUUCAACCACGUGCGGUCAAACUUGUGCUUUGAGGCGCUUCAGCCUCAGCACACGCUGCAUUCCCUCCUCAGAGUAGAGUCCAGUGCACCCGCUCAGUUGGCACGGGUUCACUGGACGGCAUUGCCCAAGCCCAGCCCACUGCCCACAGCCCAGCUCUGCUGUACCACCCAUGCCCCCUAACACACCACAGUGACUAAAACAUGGCGUGGCGGUGGCACGUUACUUCCACGGUGUCCUUGGCACACGCGGUUUUUGAUUGGUAUGCCACAUUUCUCUGGUACACCCAUUUUUGGAACUCAGGUGCCAGUACUGGUCCAGCCACUGGUUAACGUCUGAGAAAACACGCUGCUUUUAAGGCAGUGCUCAAACAGCAAAGAAAACACGCGUGUAAAAAGUGCAUGUUCAUUAAAAUGCGAGGACAGGCCACUCGUAAUUUUGCCUUCUGUCAAGAGAGAGCAUCUAGCACAGAUAAGGGAGAGAAUUUGUUUGUAAGAGAACAAACAAGUAACACAUAAGAUCGCGCUUUGAAAGAUCCUGACCUACUGGAUAUGCAUCCAAUCCAGGAAACAUGAUACAGAAUGGAUCUGAUAUUGGAUCCCUUGUAAAUGAAAGGGAUAAACGGCCUAAUUGAAAAAAAAAAAGCGUAAAUGUUGAAAGAAGAGAGGCACUGGCGCUCACAGAGUCCUUCCAUCUGUUUCUUGUCGUAGGCUGCUGCACACCAUUAGCUCCAAGGUCUCUAAAAACCGUGUACCGCUCAGCUCUGAAAGUGAUUACCGAGCCUUUAAAGGGCACAUCGUGCUCUAGCGCUGGCACAGGAGUCUAUUAACUUGAAUAUAAUGAACCAUUUUAAGAUGCGUUUUUUGACAUCCGCAAACGAAGGGUGCAAAUCGUGGCCCGCACACGUGCCCUUGUCGGUAGACUUUAAAGGCAAAAACCGUACAAACUUCAGUGGCCAUAUCGUGACAAAGAAAUGAAUCAAAACUGAUAUUACCCUAAUUACCCCUCCCAGACAUAUCCCAAGGGCCACCAGGGGGUACGGUGACUCCACCUGGGUUUCGCUCCACCUGGGUUUCAGAGUGCUUGUCCUCAAGGCGCUCGCAGUGAAGCGAUCAGUCAUCGUAGAGGGGGCGGGGCGGGGAGGUGGAAGGGGCGCAGGUAUCCGUUUGAGCAAACGCCACCUCGUUAAAGAACAUAUGGCCCUCUCCCGGGAGGCCGUUGUCAAGGUGACACGCCUAAGAGAAGAGUGCUAGAGCGCCACACGGCCGCUCGGAAAAUGCGCUCCCGUCCCGAUCGCCCGUCGCUUCGCGAGCCGCUCGGACUGGCACAACUGCCAAAAAACCGCCACUGACCAGACGCUGCCGUUUUGCCACCGCCCUCCUUCUGAAAAGGCAGUUCUGCAAAAUACUUAAAUGGGGUGGGGGGGGGGGGCUUGUGUGUAGAGGCCUGCAGAGAAAAGGCGUGACUAAGAGGGGUUCACUAAACAGUCCCAAAACGGUAUUCCACCCCCAGGAAACAUCUGCAGAGUAGAGUAGUGCUGCCAACAGUAACAAACUGUUCGGAGCAAACUUCCUGUUCAACAGGCGAAACUUCUGAAAUGUGACAGACUGGUCCGCCUAAAGAAUAAGCUCUUGUUAAGCAGGAGGACAGUGGUGGGCAGUGAAGUUGGGCUUCUUCCUACAGUGGACAGUGUCAUCUGGAAAUAAACCCAAUCAAUUUCAGAGGCAAUCCUGAGAAAAAGUGCCAUUACAAUUUCCUGUAUGACGCCAGAGUGAAGUCUCUUAAAUAUUUAAACAGUUUUUAAAUUUUUCUAUUUCUACUCAUUUUAAUAUAUUCUUAAUUCCGUUAUUAUUUUUCAUUUUUUAAAUUCCUAUUUGUUUUAGAUCCAAAGCAAAUGACUCAUGGUCCCGCAUUAUUUUCUAAUAGCAUUUCACCGUUAAAAUAAAAGAAAACCCUCUUCACAUUGCCUGUAUGAGGAGUAUAUUUGUGAGCAGGUAUACUUGCAAUCGUGAAAGACAUAAUCUGUGAAUGUCAUGCUAAUGGAGUUUUCAGCUGAAAACUCUAACUAAUAGUACCUCCCCUCAUUUCUCCAUCCCCCUCACUUCCCAAAGAAAAAAUAAUGCAGGAGGUUGGUGGUGGUGUGGGGAAGGGAUGGUCUUUGUGCACUUUACUAAUCUAGAGUCUUUUAUUUUUGUGUGCAGAAUGUGGCUGUUGUUGUGAGACAAAAUGAGAGAGUGGAAUAAGGAUGCGGGGAAGGUGGUGUAUGUCGUCGGAGGGGAAAUUUUGGGAUAAUAUUGGGGCAGUGGAGUUGAAUCUGACCGCGGAAGAGGCGACGUCCACCCCUCCCCCUUCCCCCCCCCUCUCGUUUCUCUGUAAUAACCGAGCACACGUCAAGAGGUCUUCCGAAACACUUGACUUUCCUUCUGGAAUCAGGGGCUCUGGCGGAACCCGCCAGAGAUGUUUUCGGGCAGAGCGGCGCCAGACCCGCGUCCCGCGGCCGCCGCCGCCGCGGUGGAGGCUGCUGCUCGGGCCUAGCCGCGCUGGGCGAAAAGGAAGUGACGCGGCGAAUCCGACGGCUUCCGAACACUUCCGGAGUGAACGCGCGCGCAGUGACGCCGUGACGUUCUGAGAUGUUUUUCCGCCCGUUAAUGCGCACUGGCGUGUGGCCUGUGCAGCAGCCUCCAGACAACUUUGAAUUGUCUGAGUCUUUCACAUCGUUAAUCGCAUCGUGUCUUCAGCACCGUGACAUUAUUUUAAAUUUUUCAACAUGGAUAAUGUUAGCAAUAAAAUAACCUCACGAGGGUGAAGCUAUCUUUCCGUAUAAGUCGUCACUGGGAACUGUUCCCUCACGUUAAAAAAACCCGGGUCCUGCCCCACUCUGCCUGCCGAAUGCACUGAUGUAUUAUCUGUUCGUAUCGAUGUGGUCCCUGAUGAAUGUCCCGACCAUUGUAUUGCCAUAAGACAUUAUGUCAAUGCUGUGAAAGCGCGGAGAUUGUGCUGUUCAGGUCCUGUCUAUCUGAUCUGGGAUCCCUGCCCCGACGCACACACAUUCACAGACACACCCGUACCAGGGGGGAUAUUGGUUCACAUGCUAAAUGACGCAGUUCUUAGUGGUCCCUUAAAAACACUCAAGUCCCCAGCAUAGAGUCAGCUGUAGGCUAUUAAGUACACAGAGUUUAGGACUUUUUGAACUAAGUGUCCUUGGAUAAGGUGUCUGCCCUACGUAACUGCCCACAGUGGACUGUCCGAUCUAUCUCUAACAACCAGUGCUUAACCAGCUAGUAUAUAAACAAACUGAUGCCUGUGUAUAUUCUGGGCAAAGCUAACUGAAAAUGUCUGCUACUCAGGCACUGUUCAGAGCGACUGCAUAUGUAUACAUAUUACAUUCAUCCUUUGUCUCUCGGUGGGUUCCAUCAAAUCGUUAAUAUUCAUGAUUACCUUCCUUGCCGUAUCGCGCUUGCAAAUCUGAGAAUGUCGUAGAUAAAUAGUUUAGGCGUCCCCUUUCCCGGUAACUCACGGAAUACUGCUCACGUCGUCCGUUCAAGAUUAAUAUUUGUAUUUAGGCAGUAUUAGGCGCGUUUUAUAUAACCUUUUCUGUUCUGGACGAUGUGUAGGCUAACCGUUACUCGUCGGUCUCAUAUCCGCAGACCCUGGGCUGGAUUGUCCUCGUCCGGACUGAGCGCCACCCGGCUGCGUUUGCCGGUACUGCGGCGCGUCCGAACGGCCCGGUUGAGAUCCGCGUCACACUUUGUCCUGCAGUCCCCAAGCUUAACACUGCACCGUAGCGUAAAACUGCAUUAAACAAUAACUGUUUUAUAGUAACCCAGCAGCCGUAUAUGGCUUUUAAAAUAGCCAAUUCAGGCGACCGUUUACCGUUCAAUUCUACUUGCAGGUGCAGAUAUAAAUAAAUAAAGCCGUAAAUAAUACUGUGCCGACUGGGAAUAUCUGAAGCCGGGCGUGUUGUCUAUCUGUUGGUAACAUACACAGUACAAAUGAUGAUGAUGAUGAUGAUUAUCAUUGUUAUUUUUUGUUUAAUUAAUUCUUUCCGAUCAAAUUGGAUUAAUAAUUAAUAACCAGUCAGGGAAAACAUUCUGUAGUCCAGAUCCACUGAACUGUAUUGUGCAGACCGCACUAUUUCAGUGAUGUUGUAGAUGGCACUGCAUUGGACCGCAGUUUGAGCUGUUCCGGUCUUAAUAGCCUAGACGAGCAGGUAAGCGUUCUGCAUGGGCGCCACCUGCUGGCGAACUCCACUCAGCGCCCCUGCCUGCUUUUCAAGGCCACCCGGAACGGCUCGAGCCGCGGUGCGCUGGCGGCGCCAUCCCGCGUCCCCCGCCCUGACCGCGAGCCGGUCGCAUCGAGAGCCUCGCCUGACAUCGGCUUCAGAAACCCCCCGCGGCUCACUGCCUGAGCGGCUCCAACUCUCACUGCCACGCCAAGAGUCUGCAGUCCGCUCUCUGCUCUACACAUUCCAGCGCAGAGACGGUGCCAAUAACCGGUUGUUGAACCGCCCCCAUCUAUUGCCGUUUUAAAACGAACAGACUAAAAAAAAAAAAGAAAAAAAAGAAAAGGGUUUAAUUUUCUAAAAGUAUCGUUAAAAAAAAAGCCCAGUUGGUAAAACAGAAGCCCGUUUUUACUUGACUCUCCCGCAGAGUUUUUAAAGCAUUUUUACAAACGCAAAACAUGUCUAGAUUCGUGGCAUGACCAGGUUAGCCUACAGAAGAGACCCGGACAGCCUGAGGCUCCGUUGUGAAGCUCACACACGCAGUUACUGAACGCCGCCGCGCUCGCUGAGAGCCCUAGCCCUUCAGUUAGAUCCACAGACACGCAUCAUCACAGUCACGGGCCCAGCGAGGCCGCGAGCGAAGCGUGGGACCCCACUCGCUUUGCCUGACAUGUUUACCCAUCACUGCCCUCUUCUGCAAACCUGCGCACGGUUGCAUCGUCCUCCUCAUCCUCGGACGCUCAACCCCCGCCCUGCUACGCCCACGUUGCCUUGAAACAAACCAAUUGGCCCUAGGCUAAUCGAUGGGCAGAUGUGGCGGGGGGGGGGGGGGGGGGGGGGGGAGUGGAGGGGGAUAACCCACCCUUAGCCAUGAACACCCUCAUAUGCUCUAACACAGCUGCUGACUGAACUCUAUGCCGACACCCACCUUGGAGUGGUCUUCCAACCCUGUCUGCGCUUAUUUUAAUAAUAAUAAUUAUAAUAAUAAUAACAAUAAUACUACAAGUGAAUGUGCUCUUCCUCUUUGACCCCUCUCUCUCCUCUGUACAAUGUCCCUCAUUUUCCUUCUCAUAACUAUGCACCUCUAUAGUUUUUGGAUUGUAAAAUAAAAAUGUAUGACAAAUAAAACUUUGGAUAAAAAUC